AUGUCGGAGCUACGCUUUGAUGGCCAGGUUGCCGUUAUUACAGGCGGAGGAACCGGCCUCGGAAUCGGGUACGCCAAGCUUCUUGCCUCUAGGGGUGCAAGCAUCGUCGUCAACGACGCGGCCACAGUGAGUUGCCGUCAGGGUCUGCCAAAUACAGCUGCGAAUACAGUAGUGAAACAAAUCAUUGAGACCGGCGGCAAAGCAGUAGCCAACUACGACAGUCUAGAGGAUGGAGCCAACAUCAUCCAAUCCGCCAUCUCUGCCUUUGGCCGCAUUGAUAUCCUCAUCAAUCAUGCAGACCUGGCUCUAGAUGCUGCGUUUGAGAAUCUUUCGGACCUAGACUGGGACCUCGUCAAUAAUGCAGUCGUCAGAGGAGCAUACAAGACCACACAGGCUGCCUGGCUGCAUUUCCGUUCUCAGAAGUCUGGUCGAAUUAUCCUGACCAGUUCUGCGUCUGGGCUCUAUGGCAGCCUGGGUGAAACCAAUACCUCCGCAGCUAAGGCCGCCAUGGUCGGCUUUGGAAAGACCUUGGCCAAAGAGGGUGCGAAGUACAAUAUCUUGACAAACAUUAUCGCUCCAAUUAUAGCCACGGAUCAGCUGCCUGAUGCAACAAUACCUCUCGUGUCUUUGUUGGUGCACCAGAAAAACAAUGUUGAAAAUGGCUCCGUCUUUGAAGUUGAUGCUGGCCAUAUCUCAAAGGUGCGGUGGGAGAGAGCACAUGGAGCUGUUCUCAAGUGUGACGACUCCAUGACUCCGGGAGCGAUUCUGGAGAGGUGGACUGAUAUCAACGACUUUUCGCAAUCCGAGUAUCCCAAUAUGACGGCAGACAUGAUGAAACACCUGAAAGUAUCGCAACAGAUGAAAAGUAAUCGCGCUGGACCGGACAUUCGAUUCGUCGGCAAAGUGGCUGUAGUCACCGGCGGAGGUGCUGGUCUGGGUCGAGCCUAUUGCAUCCAGUUAGCCAAGCGUGGCGCAGCCGUCGUCGUCAACGACCUUUCGGACCCACAUGCAGUUGUCGAAGAGAUCCAGGCCUUUGGUGGAACUGCGGUAGCAAAUACGUCUUCAGUUGAAGAUGGAGAUGCUGUGAUUAAGACGGCCAUCGACAACUUUGGCAGAGUCGACAUCUUGAUCAAUAACGCGGGGAUUCUCCGAGACAAGUCGUUUCAGAACAUGAACGAUAAGUUAUGGAAUGACAUUAUGCGUGUUCAUCUCCGUGGAACCUACAAGUGCACUCGAGCUGCAUAUCCGUAUAUGAUCAAGCAGAAGUACGGCCGCAUCGUGAAUACCUCUAGUACUAGUGGUAUUUACGGCAACUAUGGUCAGACGAAUUAUGCUGCAGCGAAAACAGCCAUGCUCGGGCUGGCUGCAUCCCUAGCAAUCGAAGGCCAGGAGCACAAUAUUACUAUCAACAGCAUCGGACCAUCCGCAGGUACGCAGCUUACACGGACUGUUCUGAGCGAAGAACUGGUUAAGGCACGGAAGCCGGAUUUCGUAGCGCCUCUAGUUCUGCUGCUCUGCUCAGACAAGAUCCCCAACGGAGUUACCGGCCAAAUCUUUGAGGUUGGAUGCGGAUGGCAGGGUCAGACGAGAUGGCAACGAUCGGGUGGCUACAGGUUCAAACCCGAAGCUGUACCUACUCCAGAACAGAUUCUCAGUUCUUGGAAUGCCGUGACCGACUUCACCGACGGAAGCGCACACCACCCUGGACUUGGAAACACCAGUCAGCCUCAGCCACUGGCAGCGGAUUAUUACAGGGGCGUUAUCGAGAAAGCCAAGAAGGCCAAGGCGGAUGGGACGAUAUUUUCGUAUACAGACCGAGACGCCAUCCUGUACAACAUUUCGCUUGGUGCCGACAGAAAUCAUCUUCCGUUGGUGUACGAAAACGCAACAGACUUCCAUGUCUUGCCUAGCUUCGGUGUUAUUCCAGGGACUACUGCUGCUCGGCCAUUUAACCUGGAGCAGCUCGUUCCGAAUUUCAACUUCAAGAUGCUUUUACAUGGCGAGCACUUUCUUGAGAUUCGCAAGCAUCCAAUUCCAACAUCCGCAACAUUGGUUUCGUAUCCCCGGCUGAUCGAGAUUCUGGAUAAGGGCAAAGCAAGUGUUGCGAUAAUUGGUACCACGACUAAGGAUGCUGUAACUGGAGAGGAAGUUUUUUACAACGAGCUGUCUCUUUUCUUGCGAGGAUCUGGCGGAUUCGGCGGCCCAACCAAGAGAACUGACAUCGUUUCCGCCACCAUAUCUACUGCUCCUAGCGGUAGGCCGGAUCUGACUGUUGAUCAAACGACUUCGCCAGAUCAAGCCAUUCUUUACCGAUUGAAUGGUGACAGAAACCCCCUACAUAUCGACCCGGCUGCAAGCACCGCUGGCGGGUUCAAAAGCCCGAUUCUGCAUGGUCUCUGUAGUUUCGGAAUUGCUACGAAACAUGUCGUGGGCGAGCUCGGUCCCAUUAAGAACAUCAAAGCUCGCUUUGUGGGCACGGUCACACCUGGCGAAACAUUAGUGACGGAGAUGUGGAAGGCUGGCAAUACUGUCUCUUUCCAGACACGGGCCAAGGAGAGUGGGAAGCUGUGCAUCUCUCAUGGCGGCGCUGAGUUAUUGGGAACUCCCGCAUCUCAUCUUUAA
This is a messenger RNA of Ilyonectria robusta, 2622 nucleotides long. RefSeq lists its product as uncharacterized. The transcript has 4 exons. The record is from RefSeq and is a predicted model, not a curated record. Gene Ontology annotation, molecular function: oxidoreductase activity. The coding region runs from base 1 to 2622 and encodes 873 amino acids. NCBI's taxonomy places the organism in Eukaryota, Fungi, Ascomycota, Sordariomycetes, Hypocreales, Nectriaceae.